CCUAACAACAAUGGCAAAGCUAUUCCAUUUCCUCCCUCUGCUAUUCCUCAACACCAUGAUCUUCUUCCAAACAAUCACUGCACAAACAGCAGCAGUGGCUCCAGCACCAGCAGGACCCCUCAACAUAACCAAAGUUCUAGAGAAAGCAGGCCAAUUCACAACCUUCAUUAAGCUACUCAAAACCACACAAGUAGCUGACCGCAUCAAUUCACAGCUUAACAACUCGAACCAAGGCCUUACAAUCUUUGCACCCCCUGAUAACGCCUUCUCAAGUCUAAAAGCAGGGACAAUCAACUCCAUUAGCACACAAGACCAACUACAACUUUUGCAGUUCCAUAUCUUACCCACUCUCUACACCAUGUCACAGUUCCAAACUGCUAGCAACCCUUUGCACACGCAGGCUGGGAACAGUGACGAUGGUGAGUACCCUUUGAAUGUUACCACCUCAGGGAACCAAGUGAAUGUAACAACUGGGGUGGUUGAUACAACUGUGUCCAACACUAUAUAUAGUGAUAACCAGCUUGCGGUGUAUCAGGUGGAUAAGGUGCUCCUUCCUUUGGCACUUUUUGGCCCAGCUCCGACCGCCGCACCGGCAGAGGCUCCGGCGCCGACCAAGCCGGAGAAAAAUGUCCGGGCUUCUGAUGCUCCGUCCGGGUCGUCGGAUUCAUCGGUUGAUGCUUCUGGUGCUGUGGGUCUGAAUAGCCAAACAGUUAAAGGUGUUACCUUUACUGUUGGAGUUGUGUUCAUGAUUGUUUCUUGUUUGUGGAUGUAAGUCUUGAUAUUGUUCAAUUUUCUUCACUUUUAUUUCCUUCUUAUUUUUCCCUCCUCGAGCGAGUUUGAGUUUGUUGAUGAUGCAGAUUUUGUGUACUGUUGU
This is a messenger RNA of Gastrolobium bilobum, 874 nucleotides long. RefSeq names its product fasciclin-like arabinogalactan protein 11. NCBI's taxonomy places the organism in Eukaryota, Viridiplantae, Streptophyta, Magnoliopsida, Fabales, Fabaceae. The transcript has a single exon. The record is from RefSeq and is a predicted model, not a curated record. The coding region runs from base 11 to 772 and encodes 253 amino acids.